AUGUCCAUAUUCGUCAGAGUGUUCUCGCAAUCUCCACCAAACGUUUUUUCUAAGGAAACUGGAACUCAACAAAUCUUUAAGUGUGAUGUAAGCUUGACUGGCAACAGCACUGUGAAAUUUACUCGUAACAGAAGGGAAAUAAUUCCUAGCGACAGAAUCAAAGUCAACGGAACUUUUCUCACCAUGUCUGAUUUAAAAGUGUUGGAUGGUGGGCAAUAUUCAUGUAUUUUUGAUCAAAAUGGUAAAGAGAUGACUAUUAAUUUGGGUUAUCUUAUCGUCCGACCAGCAAAAAAAUAUGAAUUUACGAUUUAUCCAAAAGUUAUGACCAGUAGAGUUACUGAAGGUUCAAACUUUGAAUUUCGUUGUGAGUAUGGAAAAGGAUCAACAAAAAUUAAAUGGUACAGGCGACGAAGACUAAAUGGUACAGAAGUUGAGGAUUAUGUUCCUGAAAAUCUUAUUACUGUUAGAACAACUCCUCAAAAAAGUGUUGAAGUGUAUCACAUUCCAAGAGUGUCUAUAAACGAUGCAGGUGUUUACAGAUGUGAAGUUGCUGGAAAAAAUAACAGGAAAAUUUUAUCCGAUAUACGCAUUCUAGAAGUCAUAGAAAGAAGAGCUGCUAAAUUUAAAUCUGUGAAGAACUUUUUCUAUUUUAAUGAAGCUGAUAAAGCUGAGAUAACGCUUUAUGUUGAGGAAUUUCCAUUUCCAAAUAUCACUUGCUAUAAAGAUAGCAAAGAAAUUAUAUUUUGUAUUGGAAAGAAACUGAAAGGAUCUCCAAGUUUUGACUUAUUGGUCUGCGAACAGGAUCAAUAUGGAUUAAACGGUGUCCCUCAGUUGAUUAUUCAAUCAAUUUCUUUUGUGAGAGAUGAUGGAAACUACACAUGUGUUGCCACUACCAACAAUCCUCCUGGGAAGGAUGUUGUUUCAUUUUACGUCAAUGUUGAAGUGCCACCAUCCAUCAGCACAGGAAAUAGUGAAUAUUUCACUGCACGACACAACACUGAAGGCGAGAUUAAAUGCACGAUAAGAUGGUCUAAUCCAAGACCAAAUAUAACUUGGUAUCAACAAAUUGUUGUCAACAGUAGCGAACCUGUCUCGAAUAACUGGACCCUUUCACUGUAUAAGUCUUCGUUUAAAAAAGGAAAAAACAAAGGACAAUAUGAAAGUGUUUUAAAGAUACCAGCGACUGCUAAACAAGCUUCAAUGUUGUUCAGAUGUUUUGCUCAAAACAUUCAUGGAAAUGACAGUAGAAUGUUUAGGUUUAUGCGAUAUGGAGAUAACUUUGAUCCGUUUAAAGUUUUUCCUUCUGGGGAAGUAAUUUUAAAUGAAAACGAGGACUUUAUGGCAAUUUGCAGAGUAGAUGUUUUUAUUCGUAGUAAUAUUGCGUUUUACAAAGAAAAUCCUCGUCGUGAAGUGAUAAAUAAUGAAAGAACAAACAUCACCAUAAGUAGAAAUCCUCAAUAUCGUAAUGUUACAAUGAAAAUACGAAAUGUCAACAUCAAUGAUUCUGGAACUUACAGAUGUAGUGAAAAAAAUGCUCUCAGUAAUGAAUAUGCUGCUGUAACGUUGAAUGUACGAGAAUUUCAUCCUCCAAUAAUUUAUGGCAUGAAAGAUUCCACAAUGGAUCAGUUUAAAGAUGACAACAUCGAGUUGAUUUGUAAUGUGUCAGGUAAUCCUCAGCCCAAGGUUAUAUGGUCAAAAAAUGGUGAAGAAAUUAAUGGUGAAACAAUAAAAAAUUGCAACAGUCAAGUUCCUAAAUAUUACUUCAAGAAUGAUGGCACAACUCUUAUUAUUUGUGGCGUUGAUAUUUCACAAUCGGGAAAUUACACGUGCUUUGCAGAAAAUCAGUUAGGAAACGUCACAGCAACUGUUUAUCUUAAUAUUACUGGUAAUUAGACUUUGCAAAAAUAGAUUUAUUGAAGAUAAAAUUUUAUAGUUUGAUUAAGGUUCACGUGAAAAUGUUCUAAGAAUUGUUCUGCAAUUUUUGCUUUGCUAAACUAUAUAUCAUUCAACUUUUAACUUUUAUCGGUGACAAACCUUAUUAUUUAUUACAGCUGUGUAAAUUUGUAUGUGCUCACUUACUAGAAAAACAAUAACUUUCUAAAGAAAUAAAUAAUGAUAGUGAUCUAAAA
Molecule: messenger RNA, 2129 nt
Organism: Xenia sp. Carnegie-2017
Lineage: Eukaryota; Metazoa; Cnidaria; Anthozoa; Malacalcyonacea; Xeniidae
Product: hemicentin-1-like
Exons: 7
Coding region: 1-1893 (630 amino acids)
Source: RefSeq, a predicted model, not a curated record